Lucilia sericata (common green bottle fly) is the source of this 1023-nucleotide messenger RNA. It is a transcript of the gene ro, whose product is annotated as homeobox protein rough. The coding region runs from base 1 to 1023 and encodes 340 amino acids. The transcript has 5 exons. The record is from RefSeq and is a predicted model, not a curated record. Gene Ontology annotation, biological process: regulation of DNA-templated transcription. Lineage: Eukaryota; Metazoa; Arthropoda; Insecta; Diptera; Calliphoridae. Gene Ontology annotation, molecular function: DNA binding; DNA-binding transcription factor activity, RNA polymerase II-specific.
AUGUGUAGUAAUAAUAAUCGUCCUCACACUAGCGGUGACAAUGUAACUCCCAUUACCACAAUAUCGAAUUUAAGAUCGAAUGAUGUUGUCACCUCAUUCACGCAUUUACCUCAAUCGGCUUCACCAAUAUGUGAUACAAGUUAUCAAAGUGAUGGCGCUAGCACCUCGUCACCUGAUAUUUCAAUAAGUGAUGAAAGAGUGGAUAAUAAUUGUGUGUCCUUUAAUGCUUCAUGUACAUCUCAGGAUUACAGCAAACCGGAUUUAAAUAAUGUUCUAUCUUCGUCUUUUGUCGGAUUACCAUUUGGAUUUCCAAGUGAAACUCCAUUUUCGGCGGGAUUGACGGCAUUUUUGGCUCGUCGCCGUCGCAAAGAGGGCAGACAACGUCGUCAACGUACCACGUUUAGUAAUGAACAGACUUUGCGUUUGGAAGUGGAAUUUCAUCGUAAUGAGUACAUAUCACGUAGUAAACGUUUUGAAUUGGCCGAAUCAUUGGGUCUUUCGGAGACCCAAAUAAAAAUAUGGUUUCAAAAUCGUCGAGCGAAGGAUAAACGAAUUGAAAAGGCCCAAAUUGAUCAACAAUAUAGGAAUUUUGUGGUGGCCAAUGGUUUUAUGAAUUCCAUAAUGGGUCACAAUGCAACAUAUACGCCAACAGCUCUUCAGCAAAAUUUCUAUACACCACAGUCUCAACAACAGCCAUCACAACAUUUAAAUAUAACAAUGCCAGCCAAUAUAAAUACUAGCCAAAUUGGGCCAAAACCUACCACGAACACACCUUCUUCCCAGCUAACACAGAUUCAUCAUAAUGCCCACACACAACUCACUUCGUCGAGCAGGAGAUUGAAUAAUGAUGCCCUUAUCAAUAAUCCCAAUAUCUUGCCUAAUGCCAAUAAUAAUUACAUUGAUAUUAAUAGUUUUCACAAACAGGAGAGUGUUGUUGCCUCCACUUCUGCCAACAGUUUAUGUAAUGAUGGCACCAGCACAGGAAACAAUUGUAAUUUUAAUAAACUUAUUAAUUCGUGUUAA